GGUUAGGGUUGGUUACAGUAUGUUCCAGAAAUUCAAAUUCAAUUCGAAAGCAGGUGCUUCUACAAAUUUUAGAUUUUUGCACUUUGUUGUUAAAGAAAUGCAAGCAAGCUGUUUACUACCGAUGAGAAGUGACGUUUAGUUUGGGCACAGGCUAUGCGUCGUCCUGUGAGCUGGAUCAUCAUAAGCAAGCAACUCUCAAACCAAUUAGGGCAAACAGAUACAGCUAUAGGUUGUCGUGCCAGCUGGACCCUUAACUGCCUGAAAGUGGGCAAUAUCAUCGAAAGAAGGGACUGCCGUUGUCCUCGAACUAUUAGGAGAUACUCAAAGAGGAAGAUGGAGUUGCCAGAGGGUAUUCUAAUUGGUUUCGGUAAUCCGCUCCUGGACAUAACCAGCAUUGUGGAGGACACAAUGCUGCUCGAGAAAUACGAUCUGAAGCCCAAUGCGGCCAUCAUUGCCGAGGAGAAGCACUUGCCGCUUUUCGAGGAGCUGACCAAUCAGGAGAAUGUGCACUAUUCGGCGGGAGGUGCCUGCCAGAAUUCGAUGCGUGUCUUUCAGUGGAUAGUGGGCACACCCUUUCGAGCCCUGUUUUUUGGGGCCGUGGGCCGCGAUAAAUUUGGGGAUACAAUUGCCAAGCGGGCGCUAUUCGAUGGCGUCCAGACGCAUUAUCAGGUCAAGGACGAGGCAUCAACCGGCACCUGUGCGGUUAUCAUAUCGGGUCAAAAUCGUUCCCUGGUCGCAAACUUAGGCGCCGCGGCUUUGUUCAGUGAGGAUUGGCUAGACAUUGAGGAGAACAAGUGUCUGUUUGAGCGUGCCCAGUAUUUCUAUGCGACCGGCUUCAUUGUCGCCGUAAACUCACCCAGCGUACUCCGCAUAGCGAAGCUUUCCAGCGAAACUAAUCGCUGUUUUGUGCUCAAUUUCAGCGCUGUCUUCGUGCUGCAAACGCACAAACAGGAAAUAGACGCAAUUCUGCCAUACACCAAUAUGAUUAUUGGCAACAAGCAGGAGGCCAUAGCCUUUGCCGACACACAUGAAUGGGACACCACGGACAUCUUUGAAAUCGGUAGAAAGCUGCAGAGCCUGCCCAAUGAAAAUAAUCGGCCGCGCAUUGUCAUGAUCACCGAUGCCGUCUGCCCGGUACUCUGCUUCCAGGAGAACGAUAAGGUGCUCGAGUACCCGGUGCCUAAGGUCGACAAGAAAAUAAUCGUGGACACAAACGGCUGCGGCGACGCCUUUGUCGGCGGCUUCCUUUCGCAGCUAGUCCAACACAUGCCCCUUGACUACUGCAUCCGCACAGGCAUCUUUGCCUCGCAGCAGGUCCUGCGCAUAGUCGGCAUCCAAAUCGACAAACUGCCCAAGUUUAGGGAGAGUUGCAUUUAAGAGGCACAUGCUCAUUUUCAACCAAAUUCAAGGGUAUAUUUGUAUCUAUUUUAUAAAUGGGAGCACCAAAAAUUGAAGUUGA
Drosophila virilis is the source of this 1459-nucleotide messenger RNA. RefSeq names its product Adenosine kinase 1 (gene Adk1). Gene Ontology annotation, biological process: purine ribonucleoside salvage; purine nucleobase metabolic process. The record is from RefSeq and is a predicted model, not a curated record. Lineage: Eukaryota; Metazoa; Arthropoda; Insecta; Diptera; Drosophilidae. Gene Ontology annotation, cellular component: nucleus; cytosol. Gene Ontology annotation, molecular function: adenosine kinase activity.